ACGUGACCGCGCGGCAGAGGCGACAUGAGCCCCCCGGCCUGCGCCCGCGCUGCCCGGCCCUCGGCCUCGCUGCCGUCGCUGCUGCUGCCGCUGCUGCUGCUGGCGCCGGCGCUGCGGGGCCUGCAGGAGACCGCCUACAGCGACCUGAACCCCGAGUUCCGCGAGGCCCACUUCGCGCAGCUCCUGGACCACUUCAACUUCGAGCGCUUCGGCAACCGGACGUUCAGCCAGCGGUUCCUGGUGUCGGACAAGUUCUGGAGCCCGGGCGAGGGCCCCGUCUUCUUCUACACGGGCAACGAGGGCGACGUGUGGGUCUUCGCCAACAACUCGGGCUUCAUCCUGGAGCUGGCCGCGCAGGAGGAGGCCCUGGUGGUGUUCGCAGAGCACCGCUACUACGGCAAGUCGCUGCCCUUCGGGGAGAACUCCACGCAGCGUGGCUACACGGAGCUGCUGACGGUGGAGCAGGCGCUGGCCGACUUCGCCGUCCUGAUCCAGGCCCUCCGCGUGGACCUGGGCUGCCCCGACCUCCCGGUCAUUGCCUUCGGCGGCAGCUAUGGGGGGAUGCUCAGCGCCUACAUGCGGAUCAAGUACCCCAACCUCGUGGCCGGGGCCCUCGCGGCCAGCGCACCCGUCCUCUCGGUCGCUGGCCUCGGAGACUCGCUACAGUUCUUCCACGACGUCUCAGCGGACUUUGAGGCCCAGUGCGCCGAGUGUGCCCAGGGCGUGCGGGAGGCUUUCAUGCAGAUCAGCGACUUGUUCCAGGACGGAGCCUUCGACAGGCUCAGCCAUGCCUUGGGCACUUGCCAGCUGCUGUCCAGCACAGACCACCUGACCCAGCUCUUUGGCUUUGCUCGAAACGCCUUCACCUUGCUGGCCAUGAUGGAUUAUCCCUACUCCACCGACUUCAUGGGCCAUCUGCCCGCCAACCCUGUGAAGGUCGCCUGUGAGCGGCUGCUGAGCACUCAGGACCGCCUCGAGGGGCUCAACUUACUGCUGGGGCUAGUGUACAACGCAUCUGGCAGGGAGCCCUGCUAUGACAUCUAUGAGCAGUACCAGGCCUGUGCUGACCCCACUGGCUGUGGCACCGGUUCUGACGCCCAGGCCUGGGACUACCAGGCCUGCACUGAGAUCAACCUCGUGUUCUCCAGUAACAAUGAAAGUGACUUCUUCCCAGCACUGCUCUUCACAGAACCACUGCGGCGCCACUACUGCGAGCACAAAUGGGGCGUGCGUCCCAGGCCCGACUGGCUCCGCACCAACUUUUGGGGUGCUGAUCUCAAAGCUGCCAGCAACAUCAUCUUCUCCAACGGUGACCUGGACCCCUGGGCACGGGGCGGGGUCCUGAGGAACCUUAGUCUGUCGCUCGUGGCCAUCAACAUCCAGGGUGGAGCUCAUCACCUGGACCUCAGGGGAACGCACUCGCAAGACCCAGCGUCUGUUCGAGAAGCACGCAAGAUGGAGGCCACCCUCAUCCACCAAUGGGUACAGGAAGCCCAGAAGAUCCGCAAGAGGUCAUGAGUGGAACAGAGAAAGGCAGAGCCAAGGCAGAACCAGGCCACAAGCAGCCAGCUAGGCUGAGUCUUUUUAAUAAAAACAGGGCAAACUGCU
This is a messenger RNA of Suncus etruscus (white-toothed pygmy shrew), 1608 nucleotides long. It is a transcript of the gene DPP7, whose product is annotated as dipeptidyl peptidase 7. The transcript has 13 exons. Gene Ontology annotation, cellular component: vesicle. The coding region runs from base 25 to 1518 and encodes 497 amino acids. Gene Ontology annotation, molecular function: dipeptidyl-peptidase activity; serine-type exopeptidase activity. The record is from RefSeq and is a predicted model, not a curated record. Lineage: Eukaryota; Metazoa; Chordata; Mammalia; Eulipotyphla; Soricidae. Gene Ontology annotation, biological process: proteolysis.